UUUAUUAAAAAAUUACAAAUUAAUAGUUUUACAAAUAAAAUUUCAUGUAUGCUUCCUAAAUUAUUUUUAUAAAUAUCUGCCAAUGUGUUCAACAUGAAUAUACUAAUUUUUCAGCUAUUCUUUUAGGCAUCUCAACAAGUAAAAAAUGCCAACCUUCAAACAAGGUUGGUAAAAAUCGUCAUUCCAAUUUAUUACAUUCAUUCUUGUAGUAGAAAAUUAAUGAAAAUGAAUAAUACAAUUCUGAAAGAAUUUCGCCAAUGGUUUAUAAUUUUAACCUCACAGACUGAAGUGUACUUUGAUAAAGUAUCUACUCAUACAAAUAUUGAAGUGACUCCAGUAUAUUCGACGCUAUUUUUGCUCUUAACAUAACUAAAUAUUUUACUACCGAAAGUGCGAAAAAUACUAUUUUUUAAAUGUAAUAUAAUAACAACAAAUCACAGAAAAUUGAAUUAAUUUAAUACCACUGCUUCAUAAUAAAUAACACUGCAUUCUCUAUAAAAUAAUACCUUCAAUCUUACCCACAUUUUUUGAUCCUCUUGUGUUCAGGAUUCAAAUGAUUAAUACCCAAUUGAAAUUGAACUACUCAAUAUACAGUGUGUUUCAAUUUGCAUCACUCCAUCCCUAUAAUCGUUUAAGCGAUUAAGAAUUUUUUCAAAUCACUUGAUGUGCUCUAUUUAAAUAUUACAAUUGAAACACACUGUAGAUGAAGAGGUAAUUCCUAACGUAUCUGCUUCACAAUCAAGCAUCAAUAAAUGAGCCAAGUUGUGUAAUAGCAAUAACUGACAAAAACAAUUCAAACUCUAAUGAGUAAUAAUGAAUAUGAAUUCAUUCCAGACACAAUUUCUUUACAAAUGAAAAUCUGGAAUGACCGGCAUAAUUAAUAAAAGGAAAUUCCUUACUAUAAAUACAUUAUUAGGAACCUAUUCGAAAAACUUCAUCGAUAGUCAGUGACACUUUGCUUGAAAAAUGUUUGAUGAAAAAAAUAAAGGUGUAUUGGAACAACCUGAGAUAAUUUUGACUUUUGGCAGCUACCUUAUGCUCUGAUGAAAAAAUUAAUACAUGCCAUGGGAACAAUGACAUAAUUUCCUUUUCCGUCCAUAUAACAUAAAAUACUGUAAUUUUUCAAUCAUUUUGCGUAGAUGAAUUUGAUUUGUUUCUAGUAGGAAAUUGCUCGAGUGUUCAGCCAGCUAAACAACAAGAGCAUAAUUCAUAGAAUUGAAAAAAAAAUCUGUUCAUUUUCAAUUCCCCAUAAUACGAGGUGAGUGGCAAGUACCCACAUUACUUUCAUUGAAAGGAUUAUAGACAAUCCUAAAAUGAGAAGAAAAUUUGAAUAAAGUCUCCAACAAUGUCUUUUUACCGAAAUACAUGGUUUGCCAUAUUGUAAGAUAAGAAUAAUUGAUGUUCAUCAUACAUCAUAAUAUUGAGAGUAUUCCUUUUCGAAAUAUAUGGUGUUUAAGUGACGGAAAAUUUUUCACAUUAUAUCUUUUGACAAAAUGUGACAAUAAUUCUAAUUUUUUCUGUAUAUUAUAAUGUUGUUUCUGGGCACUAAGGUAGCUCCCAGUGGCGUAGAUUCUGGGGCCACAUUACACCUUUUUCUUCCACAAACAAUGCUGAUUAGGCGUUUUUAAUCAUUAUAACUUCUCAAUACAUGAAAGACAUACUUGUUGCACCUCUUUUUAAUUGAAAAGCAAAACUGUUUCCCGAUUCCCGUAAAAAGACAUUUUAAGGAAAAAGUUAUAUGAACUUCCUUCAUAAUUUAGUUUUGUCUACAAGCUCUCGCAAUUAUUUAUGAUACUUAUAACUGAAUCCCCUUUUUAACUUAGAAAUAUAAAUAGUUUUGAUUCAAAACAAUAUUGUUUUGCUAUACAAUUUUACAAAAUUUUCAAGAACGAACUCAUUUGGUUGCUAAUUGGAAUACUGGUAUAAAAUGCUUGAACAUGAAUGUUUUCUCACAAUCAUUCAGCUUUUUUGUACAAAAAACUCAGAAUAAUAGAUAUUCAACUUUGUUUCAACUGGAUGUUAACCAAAUUAGAUUAAUUUUGUUAACAUCGAAUAGUGCCGCACUGUCAACUAAAUCCGUACUAUUGGCUAGUAAACCCGUACUAUUGGCAAGUAAACCUACUCCAUCGACUAACAAACCCGUGCCGUUGCUAAGUAAAGUACUGUUCGAAGCAUUAGCUAAAUCAGUAACAUUGAAUAUUGCCGCACCACCAACUAAAUCCGUACUAUUGGCGAGUAAGCCCGUACUAUUGGAUACUAAACCAGUAGUAUUGGCAAGUAAACCUACUCCAUCGACUAACAAACCCGUGCCGUUGCUAAGUAAAGUGCUGUUCGAAGGUGAAGUAUACAUCAUGACGAUUUCUUCGAUAGCAGACUUCGAGCCGAAGAUAAGAGCCAUGGCGGUAAUAGCUACAACAACAUUUUUCACGAGCUUUCAGAUGGUACAUAUCGAAACCUUUCUCCCGGAACCAUUAGCUAAAGCAGUAACAUUGAAUAGUGCCGCACCAUCAAAUAAAUCCGUACUAUUGGCGAGUAAACCCGUACUAUUGGAUACUAAACCAGUAGUAUUGGCAAGUAAACCUAUCCCAUCGACUAACAAACCAGUGCCGUUGCUAAGUAAAGUGCUGUUCGAAGCAUUAGCUAAAGCAGUAACAUUGAAUAGUGCCGCACCAUCAAAUAAAUCCGUACUAUUGGCAAGUAAACCCGUACUAUUGGAUACUAAACCAGUAGUAUUUGCAAGUAAACCUACUCCAUCGGCUAACAAACCCGUGCUGUUGCUAAGUAAAGUGCUGUUCGAAGGUGAAGUAUACAUCAUGACGAUUUCUUCGAUAGCAGACUUCGAGCCGAAGAUAAGAGCCAACAUGGCGGUAACAGCCACAACUAUAUUCUUAACGAUCUUCCAGUUGUACCUACCGAAACCCUUCUCCCAGAAGGUGAGCAUUUCGAUGCCGAUAGGUACCAACAAACCGAGAAGGGAGAAGCAAAAGGCACCGAUCAAAGACACGAAAGGGAUUAUCGUGGGAACGGCUAUUCCUAUGGAAACGCACACGACCACCAUGACGGUGCGCAGAGUGUACUGCGCGAUCGUCUCAUUGUCUGCGUAG
Messenger RNA from Phaedon cochleariae (mustard beetle), 3104 nucleotides. Lineage: Eukaryota; Metazoa; Arthropoda; Insecta; Coleoptera; Chrysomelidae. The record is from the annotation of a GenBank genome assembly.